CUUGUCAAUUCCAAUGGAAAUUAAGUUCCAACAGCAACAGCAGGAGAAAGUGAAGCUCCCCCCAACCAAAACCACCAAAAUGAAAGCAGGCAGCCGCAGAAACAGCAACAAAUUCAUCGGAGUUAGACAAAGGCCUUCCGGGAGAUGGGUGGCAGAGAUCAAAGACACAACGCAGAAGAUAAGAAUGUGGCUGGGAACCUUCGAGAGCGCUGAAGAAGCUGCUCGUGCCUACGACGAGGCCGCCUGCCUCCUCCGCGGCUCCAACACUCGCACCAAUUUCGUCACUCAGGUUUCCUCCAACUCCCCUCUUGCAUCCCGCAUCAACAUGCUUCUCAACAACAACAAAAUCAAUAGCGCAAAUGCAAAUGCAAAUCCAAAUCCAAAACCAAAGAAGAAGCACCUGCAGCCUCAGCCAACGUCUAGUCAAGACGUGGAAUCAUCGACGAGCACUAGUCCCUUGUUUGAAGAUGAUGUCUAUAAGCCUGAUUUGGGUCAAUUAGUCGAUGAUGCAGCGGAGGGAUGGGGUUUUGGUAGAGGUUUUCUGUUGCCUCAGGCUCAGGAGAUGAUGAUGUUGGAGCUGCCAGAUGAGAAUUCGGAGCUGUUCGAAUUCGAGCGCAUCAAAGUUGAGAGGCAGAUUUCAGCUUCGCUUUAUGCCAUAAAUGGUCUUCACGACUAUAUGGAGACUGUCUACGAUCCAAGCGAUGCUUUCUGGGAUCUUCCUCCUCUAUCUAAUCUAAAUCUCCCUUCUUAACCUCAUUAUUUCCUCAGUCUUAACUUACUUUUCUAGCUCUAUCAACAAACCACCACAAUAUUCAAUCUGUGAUGCCGAUUGCAAGAAAUCCUCUGUAACUUCUUUUGUGCUCUAUUGAUAAAAGGCAGAGAGCUGGAACAAUACUAGCUCCGCCUAAUAUAUAGAUAUAUAGAGCUUA
Molecule: messenger RNA, 929 nt
Organism: Salvia hispanica
Lineage: Eukaryota; Viridiplantae; Streptophyta; Magnoliopsida; Lamiales; Lamiaceae
Product: ethylene-responsive transcription factor ERN1-like
Biological process (GO): regulation of DNA-templated transcription
Molecular function (GO): DNA binding; DNA-binding transcription factor activity
Source: RefSeq, a predicted model, not a curated record